This is a messenger RNA of Cavenderia fasciculata, 5511 nucleotides long. It is a transcript of the gene tagD, whose product is annotated as ABC transporter B family protein. Gene Ontology annotation, biological process: transmembrane transport; proteolysis. The transcript is spliced from 5 exons. The record is from RefSeq and is a predicted model, not a curated record. Bases 1 to 5511 code for a protein of 1836 amino acids. Gene Ontology annotation, cellular component: membrane. NCBI's taxonomy places the organism in Eukaryota, Evosea, Eumycetozoa, Acytosteliales, Cavenderiaceae. Gene Ontology annotation, molecular function: ABC-type oligopeptide transporter activity; ATP hydrolysis activity; serine-type endopeptidase activity.
AUGAAAAUUGAAAAAGUUGUUGAAUUUAACAAAUGGAUGAGAUAUUCAUCGAUUGGUGUUAUGAUUAUAUGUUCCCUUUUGCUACUUUACAUUGAAUGUAGUAAUUAUUUCUAUUCUUCAUCACUCCAUCCUCUAGACAUUGGAAUAGAAUCGAUCAAGAGUACCAAACCUCGUUUUAUUCAUCUCAAGAAAGAUAAAAUCGAUACCUCAAAGAUACCUUCUUUCGAUCAAAAUCUUGAUAUCAAUAAUAAUCUGCAACAACAACAAAACCAAGAUUCUUCAUUGUAUUCGUGGUUAUGGAGAUCAUCAAAGUUAAUCAAUGAUGAUCGUCCACUAUCAACAGCAUCAUUUCCAACAACCUCUUCAGAUUCACCACCACCACUCUUUUAUAAAGAACAACAAUUCAAUCAAUACAUAGUACAAUUCCAUGAUACUAUUUCCAAAGAUAUACGUAAAAGAUUGGAUAUGGUUCUACAAGAGGUAGAGGGAUCAAUGAUACUCUUUUAUAUUCCAGAUGACUCUUUUCAUAUUGUUAUGACUUCAAGACAGGCUGAAAAGCUUCGUCUUCGUCUUUGGGUAUCUUGGAUCGGUCGGUACGAUGCUCAUCACAAGGUUCACAUGUCUACCUUUAAUCCCACCACACCUUUACUUGCUCGUGAUCAUCCAUCAUCAUCUGUCAUUAUUCAAUUGGUAGAGAAUGGAUUAUUCAACACUCGUCAAGCAGUCGAUGCUUUUGUUGAAUCAUGGAGCAAUGCUAUCAAUCAUCUCUUGUUGGCAACUAAAAAGGCCAAGAUUAGUAUAGUCGUUCCAGACUCUUAUAUUACCCCCUCCUCGAAUACUCUUCAACAACAACAAACAUCAAGAUUUGUUUCAAAGUUGGUUGCCAAAGUCGAGUGUCUCGAUCAGCAACACUGCAAUAUCGACGAAAGUGAAAAGUUGGCAUACGAUUGGAUAUCUGGACAAGUAGAAUGUCUAUUUCUAGAGAGAAAGGGAGUCCACCAAACCUCCAACAAGUAUGCACCAACCAUCAUGUUUUCUCGUGUCAAUGAUUCAUUGUUGCCCCCCAAUGACCUUUCCAAGAUCCCUCUUCGUGGAUCCGGUCAAAUCAUCGGAUGUUCAGAUACCGGUCUCGAUAUGAGUCAUUGUUUCUUUAGUGAUCCCGCAGAGCCACUUCCAUCACCUGUCGUAAAUCUUAAACAUCGAAAGGUUGUAGCUCUAUUUAAUUAUCAAAAUGAUAAUACAGAUGAUAUUGAUGGUCAUGGUACACAUGUUGUUGGAUCAAUGGUUGGUUUAACAUCUACACCAUCAGAUGUGAUAAAUGAGUACAGAGGUACAGCAUUUGAUGCCAAAGUAGCUUUUGCAGAUAUCUCCUCUCCAAAUGGAGGAGCACCCACCCCACCGGUCAACAUUGGUGAUAUGUAUCAAGCUAUUUAUGAUGCUGGUGCUCGUGUCCAGGGUGAUUCCUGGGGAUCUGUUAGCACAGCUGGUUAUGAUGGCUCAUAUAGUAUUGCUUCAAGUGAUAUUGAUCGAUUUAUUCAAAACCAUCCAGACUUUUUAAUUUGUAGAGCAGCAGGUAAUAAUGGACAACCCAUGUCUUUAUUAUCACAAUCAGUAGCAAAAAAUGUUUUAACGGUUGGAGCUCAAAACAGUCGUUUUGAUAGUUUUCUACCAGCAGUAUCCAAUUUUAAAAGUUUCUCAGCAGAACAAAAUCAAGGAUUACAAACAGCAUGUCAAUUUGAUCAACAGUAUUGCAACUUUACCGAUGCACAGUGUUGCUCAGGACAAGCCACUGCUAGAGGGUUGGCUAAUUGUUGCUUGGCGAGCAUUAAAAGUCAAUUCAUUAGUGUAUUUGGCAAUGCAUCAUCUCAGAACAUUUUAAAUGAAAAUAAUAUUGCAACUUUUUCAUCAAAAGGACCUACCCACGAUGGUCGUAUCAAACCAGAUGUAGUAGCUCCCGGUUUCUUUGUUGUAUCUUCACGUAGUAAUGGUCCAAAUAAUGCUAAUCAAUGUGCAACCGGAGUUGCAAGCGAUGCACUACUUGCACUUGAAGGUACAAGUAUGUCGACACCCCAUGUGGCGGCAGCAGCAACCAUCCUCCGUCAAUACUUGGUUCAAGGUUAUUAUCCAACAGGUGAAGCCACACCCUCCAAUGCAUUUGUAUCACCCCCUGCGGCUUUGAUGAAGGCAUUUAUCAUUAAUUCUGCAACCAGAUUGAAUGGUACGAUGGAGGUUCCUGUUGAUUCCUCUCCAACUGGUCGUUCACCAAUGCCUACUCGUACUACAGUAACUGGUGCAUCCUAUGUCGAUGGAUGGGGAGCCGUCAAACUUGGCAACUUGCUAAAUUUCAAUUCACAACCAAACCCUUUGAAACCAUGGAUCUUAAUUGGUGGCCUAGGAGGAGAAGGUCAAUCAAUCCCUAGCUGGAGAGAGCCAGACAUCGAGUUUAACAAAACAGCAAGCUAUUGUGUCAAAUUUGUAACAAAGGAUCCCUCGAUUGUUGGUGACCCACAAAUCAGAGCAACUCUAGUGUGGACAGAUCCAGCUAGCAAUCCCGGAGCUUUUUACGAUUUGGUAAACAAUCUUGACCUAAGGGUGCAGCAUGGAAAUGUCAUCGAACUAGGAAAUCAAGGAGCCGAGUCUGUCACCGUGACUGGAGCCCUUGCCGACUCCAUCAACAACGUCGAGCAGAUUACAAUCACACCCACUCAGGAUGGUACCAUUUACAAAUACACUGUCAUUGGCAAAAAUAUUCCCAUUGGCCCACAAAAAUAUUCUAUUGUCAUUUCUGGUAUCAACGGUCAAUAUGAAACGAGCUAUUGUCCUCAGUGUGGAGCCGGUGAUAUUGGUGUGUGUACCGUGCCAAACGGAGAGGGUACUCAGAAAUGUAACUCCAAAACAUUAUUGUGGGACACGUGUAUUGUCAACAGUUGUGCAUCUGGUUACAACUAUAACUCUCUUACCAACUCUUGCUCUGCCUUUCUUUCCUACAAUUACAUUGUCAUCAUUGUGGCUGGAGCAACCAUGAUUCUUCUCUUUUCUAUCAUUGGUCUCAUCAAAUAUAUGGAGAGAAAAGAAAAAAGAAAUAGAAAAGAGGAUAUAGAAUGUCUAAAGAGUCACGAUGACAGUGACGAUGAAAGUGAUAUGGAAGAUGACGACGACGACGACAAGAAGAAGAAAAAGGAAGAGUCUGAAUUGGAUGGAACCACAGAUGGAAAUGAAAAACGUGUCAAUGAAAAAGGUGUUGAUAAUAUUAAUGGUGGAGACGGUGGCGGAGGAGGGGGUGGUGGUGACGCUAAUGGAGCAAUAAUAGUUGCGGGUGGGGCAACGGCAGCAAUCAUAGGUAAAAAGAAAAGAAAGAGUCAAGUAAGACGUAUUCAUGUAAAACACAAAAGCGAAAAGGCCAAAGUCACUAUCCCAGAUCUCUAUUCCCUCAUUUCGCCAUUCAUAUUCCGUCUAUUGAUUUCGGCCGCUUGUUCCCUCAUUUCAACAGCCGCUGCAAUCCUUCAACCAUUUUAUAUUGGUAACAUCAUUCAAGCCAUCCCAACUACCACCUCGAUCAAUGAUCUACGUGAACAAUUUAUCUAUAUUUUCUUGUUGGCUUUGGUAGAAUUUGUUUUUACAACUAUUAGUAGUUGGGUUUCUGGUAUAGUAAAUGAAUUAAUGUCUUUAAGUUUACAAGUAAAAGUAUUUAAAACAAUUAUGUUACAAGAGAUGGGAUUCUUUAGUAGAAACAAUGCUCCAACACUUAUCAAUGUAUUGAUUAUCGAUACACCAAUGCUUAGAUCAGCAUUGACAGGUAUACUGUUAACAUUUGCAACUGGUAUUUGUAAAUUUGUUGGUAGUUUGGUAUUCUUGUUCUCGAUCAGUUGGAAGUUGUCAUUGGCAUUUUUUGCAACCAUUCCAAUUCUUGCCAUCACCACCAAGAUACAAUCACAGUUUGCCAAGAGAUUGACUCGUCAAUUGUUAUUCUUUACCUCUAAACUCUCAAAAACUGGUAGUGAAGCAAUGGUCAAUGUUCAAGUUGUCCUAAACUACAACAAACAAGAGUCUGAAAUCAAAAGAUUUGACAAUAGCGCCAUGGACGUUUAUGAAACAGCAAGAAGUCUUAUUGUUGUAAAUACAUUUGCAGGAUCGGUCAAAUGGUUCUUGGUCGAGACAUUGGCAUUUAUCAUUCUCUAUUUUGGUGCCUAUCUCUCCAUUAGAAAGGAGUUCUCUGUCGGUCUAUUGGUUAGUUUUACUCUUUAUGUUGGUUAUGUCAUUGAAAGUUCACAAAGUCUCUUUGGUAUCUAUAUCAGUUAUGUUCAAUCUCUUGCCAGUGCUCAUAGAGUCUUCCUUAUUCUACGUAAUGUUCCUCGAAGAAGAAAGGAAAAGUAUAUCGAUCCAAGCCAGCUAAACGAUGGUACGUUUAUUAGUUCAACAACUCCAAGUCUGGUUGGACAACAAACGACACCGCCGCCCACAGCACUUGUUGGUGAUUCACCACCCUCUACAACACCCAACAGCGACGAUGUUUCCUCUGCCGCUGUGGUACCACCACCACCACAGACCGAUGACAAUAUUUCGCAAGUUCCACUCAGUAAAAAAGAGGAGAAACAAUUGGCAAAGCAGAGAGACAAGGCCAAAUACAAAGAGACUGGUAUUUCCAUUGUCGAGUUGCAAGAGCUUCCCAACACAUUUGUAAAGUUGAAGCGCGUCAAAGGAGAUAUCGAAUUCAAGAAUGUCUCGUUUAGAUAUCCAUCCAGACCCGAUGUUGUUGUUCUCAACAAUAUCACAUUGAAACUCGAACAAGGUAAAUGUUAUGGUCUAGUAGGUCCAAGUGGAUCAGGAAAAUCUACCUGUCUCGAAUUGAUGGCCAACUUUUAUCAAAUCAAUCAAGGUGAAAUUAUAUUGGAUGGACACAACACCAAGAUGAUAUCGCCAAUCGAUCUUAGAAAAUUCAUCACUGUUGUAAAUCAACAGCCAUUCCUCUUUGAUAGUACAGUGGCCGAGAAUAUUGGAUAUGCAUUGGACAAGCCAACUAGAGAAGAGAUUAUAGAGGCCAGCAAGAUGGCCAAUGCUCACGAAUUUAUUAUCGAUCUUCCAUUGGGAUACGACACUCAAUUGGGACAAGCAGGUAGUAUGUUGUCUGGUGGUCAAAAGAAACGUAUUGCCGUUGCUCGUGCCAUCUGUGCCAAACGUACAAUUAUGUUACUCGACGAAAUCACUGCCGAAUUGGAUCCAGAGUCGGAAGAAGCUAUCACUAAUUCAAUCAAGAAAUUGACUCGUGGUCAUACUGUUGUCAUUGUGGCCCACAAAAUAGCUGCUGUUCGUGAUUGUGACAAGAUCUUUGUUUUGGAAAAAGGUUGUCUAGUCGAACAAGGAACUCAUACCGAAUUGAUGGACAUGAAGGGUCGUUAUUGUAGAAUGUUUUCAAACCAUGAUUCAGAUCAACAAAUAGAUUUGGCUUUACCAUCAAUUGAUAAUAAUAAUAAUAAUAAUAAUAAUAAUAACAAUAAUAAUAAUAAUAAUUGA